UAUUCCUGUGUUAGUCUGCUUAGGAUAAUGGCCUCCAGCUCCAGCCCAUGUUGCUGCAAAGGAUAUGAUCUGGGUUAAGGAUCUAGCAUGUUCUCAUGUCAUCCAGCAAACAGAAGCCAGACACAAGGGAGGUCCAGGGUACCAUGGUAAAUGCCCACCUCUGGCCUCCAGCUCUCCCCUACCUGCAUCUACUCACCUCCCACCCCUCCAGAGUGGCUUCUAUGGCUAAGCUCUCUGCUUUGGGCUUCCUACCCUAGAAGGCCUCCAAUCUUCCCUCCCAUCCCAGACAGAGCAGCCAACUGGUCCCUGGGCCUGGGGGCCACAGUGUGCAUUGAAUGCUUGUGGGAUAUCUGUCUGUCCUCGAAGGAACCCAGGUGGUAGGGAGAGCAGAUCAGAUAUUGAGUGGUUUGGAUUUGUCGGAAGGAAGGAGGGAGAGAAGGUAUUCUAAAAUGGAACAGCUGGGAUAAGGGUCUGGAGAUAAGAAAUGGGGUGACUCUGGGUGAGGAGCAAGGAGAAUCAGCCCAACCUGAGCCAGGGCCCCUCCCUGGUGAGGAGAUGAAGUUUGUGAUUUGAGAGCUUUUCUGGGCCUGUUCCUCAGGGGUGAAGGACUCAGUUCAUGAUUCCCAAGGCGUUCAUUCAUUCCCUCACUCACUCAUUCAUUCAUUCAUCAAAUGAGUUUUGAGUUCCUGCUAUGUGUCAGGAGCUGAGGACAUGGGAGUGGAUAGGACAGUCCCGAUCCCUUAUUGGGUCCCGGGACAAGUGUGACGCAGACGAUUCUAGGAGGGCAAAGAAACCACCCUUAUCUAGCAGCUCUUGUUUCUGCUCCAGAAGAAGCCGAGCGUUUUCCCAUUUUACCGUCUGGGAACCUGAGGCUGCCUCCUUGGUGGAGGUCCAAGGAAGCACCGAGAGGGCGGGCAGCUCAGUUAGUCCUUUGUCCAAGAGGAAGCUGGGAGCCCUAUAUGGACUUUCCGGGAAGGUGGGGGCGAGUGCGUCUGUGUACUGGAGUGGAGGGGAGUCCCCUUUCUCCGCCCCUCCCCGCCCCGUGGCCGCGGCGUGGCGGGGCCGGGGCGGAGCUGGCGUCGCCCCGGUCAGGAGGGCGGCCGCGGCCGGCAGGACAGGCAGACGGACAGGCUGACAGGCGAGAGAACAGGCACUGCGGGACCGGCAGGAGAAAGGCGAUCCUGUGGCUGGGAAUGUGACCCCACGGCCAGAGGAGGACCCACCAUUGAUGAGCCGAUGCAAGAAAAUGGUCUUUUACUCUUGGUCAUGAGCUGAGCCCCACCUUAUCCCAGUUCCCAGUUCUGCUUGUAACUUGCUAUGUGGACACAGGCUCCUGAAGUCCUCGUUUUAGGCCUCAGUUUCCUCAUCUGGGCCUCAGUUUCCCCAUCUGUACAAGGUCCCACCCUGGGAACUUCUCUGGGUGAGAAGUUGAAGAGUCAGGAUGGAUGAGAUGACCUUUCACAUCUGUGAGUUUUUUUUCAAGAGAACAAGUUCCUGCUGAAUGGCCUGUUUCUACUCUCCAAGCUGCUCUCUGCCCCCAUUCUGGUCUGCCUUUGUGGGUUCAAGGAAGGACCUUUGUCUCAAACAGCUCCCCGGCUAGUUUGACUUCUUGCCAGAAGGUAUCCUCAGGUCCGAGCCCCUGGACAGCAGCCCGAGGCCCAGCUGGCCAUGGCCCUGUGCCUGAAGCAGGUGUUCGCCAAGGACAAGACGUUCCGGCCGCGGAAGCGCUUUGAGCCGGGCACACAGCGCUUUGAGCUGUACAAGAAGGCACAGGCCUCUCUCAAGUCGGGCCUGGACCUGCGUAGUGUGGUGAGGCUGCCACCCGGGGAGAACAUCGACGACUGGAUCGCCGUGCACGUGGUGGACUUCUUCAACCGCAUCAACCUCAUCUACGGCACCAUGGCCGAGCGCUGCAGUGAGACCAGCUGCCCUGUCAUGGCCGGCGGGCCCCGCUACGAGUACCGCUGGCAGGAUGAGCGCCAGUACCGGCGGCCGGCCAAGCUCUCCGCACCACGCUAUAUGGCGUUGCUCAUGGACUGGAUCGAAGGCCUCAUCAACGACGAAGAGGUCUUUCCCACGCGUGUUGGAGUUCCCUUCCCUAAGAACUUCCAGCAGGUCUGCACCAAGAUCCUGACCCGCCUCUUCCGAGUCUUUGUCCAUGUCUACAUCCACCAUUUCGAUAGCAUCCUCAGCAUGGGGGCAGAGGCGCACGUCAACACCUGCUACAAGCACUUCUACUACUUCAUCCGCGAGUUCAGUCUGGUGGACCAGCGGGAGCUGGAGCCACUGAGGGAGAUGACAGAGCGGAUCUGCCACUGAGCCCAGGUCUGGACUUUUUUGGCCAUCAGAUGGAUGAUCUGAACAUAGGGUGGCUGGGAGAGGGGACCCCCAGGAGCCUGAAGGAAUCUGAAGGCACUGGAAUCACUCCACACACCCAAAGCCUCUGGACUUCUGGUUCUCAGGAGUCUGCCUACCUGUCGCCCUGACCGCUUGUGGAUGGAGAAGGGGAGAGCAUCUAGGCGGGCAAACAGAAGGGAAGUGGAGUUAAACCUCUGGCAUGAAGUCUGGGAGUAGGGUAGGCUAGGGAAUUUCUUCUAUGACACUUGACCCUUCCAUGCUGGUUCCCAAGCCUAUUGGAGGAAUGUGGGUGUGGCCGAGGUGAUGGCAAGAAAGGUGCAAGAGAGUGAGCAGCCUGCCUGUGAGUGAGCACAGAUGCCGAGGUAUGUGUGUGUAUGUGAUUUUCACUGUGGGGUGUGUCUGUGAGAGCUAGCUGCCUUACCCCUCCUUGGCACAUAGUAGGCCUUCCAUAAAUGUUGGAUGGAUGGAUAAAUAGAUUGGGACCAUCAGACCAUGACCACUGUAGGAGUGAUGACAGCUCAAUGUCCCCACUCAGUGUAUCUGACCAUGUGUGUAAGUGCACAAAAUGUGGUUGUAGAUGUUGCUCUACAUUCACACCUUCCAGGCUACACUCUUCCAUCAGCAUGAGUCCUGGAGAGCUGGGGGAAGGUAGGAAGAGAAGCCUUGCCUUGAGUUCCUAAACCGACCCACCCCAGACACAGGCUCUGAUUCUCUUACCCAGAGAUGCCCAUGAGCUGACAUUUUACUCAUCCCGCUGCCUCCAAGAAGGCCUGUAUUAUAGGUGUCCUCCUGGGGGUUGGAGAUGAUCCCUCAAGUACACAAAGUUCCCCUGGCCUUUCAUCUGGGAAUCAUAUACUCCACUCUAGCUCCCAGAAUCUACAUUCCUGGCUCCUCGGAUCUGAAGCCCAGCACAAAAUAAUCCCCCAGUCCAAGGAGCUUGUGGAACUUGAAUUGGGAACUUUGGAGUCUUGUCUCCCAUCCCAGCACAUUGAGGAUGUAGUUGGUGAAUAGACUCUUCCAGGCAUGGAGAUCCUCCAUCCUAAAAGUACCUGCCUCCUUCCCAGCCAUCCCUGACACAUUCCAGCCAGUUGGAUCUCACAGCACAGCUAUCCACAGGGAGACUGGGAUGUUCAUUCAGCACUCCAUUACUCAGUACCUCCAUACCCAGCCCUAUACACAGAUCCACAGGUGGGGAAACUGAGGCAGGAACAGGGGUGUGCCCUCCCAGAGCCUCCACUCUGGGAAGCCAGAAUGGAAAGCCAGAGGGAACCUGAGAAUCAUCCAGUCUCACUGUCUCAAUGUACAUACGAGGAAACUGAAGCCAGGAGAAGAAGAGGGAGAAACUGUCCAGGGCCUCACAGGGAGGCGUUCAUGGAGCUGGAGAAACCAGGGAUCCUGACCGCAGGGCCCAUCAAUUGCUACACAGAGAUACACAUGGAAAGAGGGUUUAACAGACCCUCGCUAGGACACAACUGUUUCUGCUUUGAGCAAUAAUUUCUAACCUGAGGCCAACAUGUCCCACUGCCCCUCGGGUGGGCUGGGGUUGUUUCCUGAGCCAAGCAUCCAAUAUCAUGCCCCACUCAAUGGCCUAGAAGCUGCCUGCACUUUGGGGAAACACAUGGAGCUCUUGGGCCCAGCCAGCUGGGCCUGGGACUUCUGCCUCUGCUGCCUGCAGAGUGGCCUGGCAGCUUUGCCAGAGGCUGUGGAGCGAGGGUAGCAGGAGCUUUCCCCAGAGUGCUGUGACUUGCAUGAUGGAUUCUAGGCUGUGGCAAGGGCUAAUUUCUGGGAUGGGGGGAGGAUGGGAAAAUUUAUUUUUAUGAAACAGAGGGAAGACUUUAUUGUUGUUAUUUUUGGUAAAAUAAAAGGCAAACUAAAGCA
Molecule: messenger RNA, 4236 nt
Organism: Nomascus leucogenys (northern white-cheeked gibbon)
Lineage: Eukaryota; Metazoa; Chordata; Mammalia; Primates; Hylobatidae
Gene: MOB3C
Product: MOB kinase activator 3C
Exons: 6
Coding region: 1669-2319 (216 amino acids)
Biological process (GO): signal transduction; positive regulation of protein phosphorylation
Cellular component (GO): nucleus; cytoplasm
Molecular function (GO): protein kinase activator activity
Source: RefSeq, a predicted model, not a curated record